AUGGACGCGUGGCUGGAGUUUAUUGAGAAGGUGCCGCCGAAGGCCUUCAUUGUCGCUGGGGCAUUUCUCAGGCUGUUUCUUAUUGCAGUGGCGGAGGUCCAAGACUACCUUGCUGAGGUGCCGUACACGGAUGUGGACUACCAGGUCUUCACCGAUGCCGCCGAGUCUAUGGCGAUGGGCAUGAGCCCGUAUGAAGGCCGUACAGCCCUACUAGCCGCGGAAGCUACUCGAUAUCGAUACACGCCGUUGUUGGCCUUCAUCUUGCUUCCCAACACGUGGCUCCACAAGGUCAGAAGUUACCAGGUGCGUGCCCUCAUGAUAGCUGCCCACGGGUUGCAAGCUUUUCUGCAGCACAAAGGCUCCAGCUGCAACCUGGGCUUAGCCUUGUGGCUAUUCAACCCUUUCUGCUUCACAAUCUCCACACGCGGCAGUGGCGAAUCCGUGGUUGUGGUGCUCAUCUACGUGGCUCGGCCUUUCAUGCUGGUAGUCAUCUACUGCUUAGAAGUGCGUCAGAACUGGUUUCUGGCAGCUGUGUGUUAUGGCGUUGCCAUUCACUGGAGAAUAUACCCGGCAGUAUAUGCACUACCGAUCGCCAUCUUCCUGGUGGGCUCCGGACAAAUCCAGAAUCUACUGCGUUUGGUGGCCUUUGGCACUGUGUCAGCUGCAGUUCUCUUUGGGCUGGGGCUGAUGUGCUAUCAGCUGUAUGGAUACGAAUUUCUGGAAUGCUCCUAUCUACAUCAUGGCAGACGUCGAGAUCCACAGCACAACUUCUCUGUCUACUUCUAUCCCGUGGCGCUUUACAUGGAGGGCGCCUUUCAGGGCCAAGUUCCUGAUGUUGCACGCUACGCUGCUCUUCCACAGAUUUUUCUCUGUGCCUGUUUUGGUGCUUCCACGCGGGCAGGCCUUGCAGUCGCCAUGCUCCUGCAGACGUUGGCAUUUGUGGCUACUAACAAGGUACUCACUGCCCAGUACUUCGUGUGGUGGCUCUGCCUCAUUCCUAUGGCCCUGCCUGGACUGCGCAGCCAUGCGCGUCUAUUGCGCAGCUUGCUGGUGUGGAUGCUUGCUGAAGUGCACUGGCUUCUGUGGGCCUACUUGUUGGAGUUCAGGAAGCUACCCGUACGCCCGGUGGUUUGGAUGGCGAGUUUGAUCUUCUUCGCCGCGCAUCUCCACAUCCUACGCGAAGUCUGGCGUAGCUCCCAGGUCAAAGUCCACGCAUCAUGA
Molecule: messenger RNA, 1221 nt
Organism: Symbiodinium pilosum
Lineage: Eukaryota; Dinophyceae; Suessiales; Symbiodiniaceae
Source: the annotation of a GenBank genome assembly